AUGAAGAAGCGCAGCUCUCUCAGACCUUGCCAAACAGUCACAAAAGGUCAAAAGGGCAAAGAAGUGCUGAAUACGCAUGCAUUGAGACGUCUCCAAUUAUCUAAAAUUGGAACCUCAGCAUCGACAACACCGGCUACUGCAGCAACACCUCCAUCGGAGGCUAAACCUCAGGUCAACGAUCGAAAUUCUAAAAUAGAAAGACUCCAGUUGAUUAAAGUUGUCUUGUUUGGUGCUCAGACUUAUUGGGCCUAUAUAUUUAUCCUGCCCAAGAAAAUUAUAAAGAUGAUAGAUGCAGUGUGUAGAUCAUUCUCGUGGAAAGGUGCUGCUGAGAGUCACCUGGGCAAAGCUGCUAUCUUGAAGCAUCUUUGGGCUGUUGCUCUCAAGAAAGACUCCUUGUGGAUCAGGUGGAUCAACAUUUUCUAUAUCAAGAACAAACCCCUGGAAUCAUUUCCUAUACCUAAGGCAGCUUCUUGGGUUGUGAGGAAAAUAUUGCAAACAAGGGACUUGCUACUGCAACAUGCGGGCAACUUCAGGGGGAUCUACUUACUAGACAAGCCAAAUUGCAUAGCAAGGAUGGCAAGAAGAAGGAAUGGAGAGAGCUCUAUUGCUGCAUACUGUUUUGCUAUGAUUAGGGAAGUGAUCAAGGAUUUGGCAGUGGCACAAGUGGAAAUGGACAAUGCUCAACCACUGAUUCAUCAGAGAAAACAAUCUCCUUUGAAGGAACUGCAUGAUGUGAUCUCUCAUAAUAUUAAUGUGGGAGCUGAGGUGCAAUAUGAUGAGGGCAAGAACAAAUUCAAUGAAAGUGAGGAAGAGGUUUCUGUGGAGCAGGUUUUUAAUAAUGUGGUCAAAGAAGCUGACAUCUCACCAAGAUCUAGGCAAAAAAUCUCUAAGAAAGGAAAGAAACAGGAUCAGGAACAACAGAUUACUAUAAAGUCGUUUUUCCAAGAAUGGGAUAAGUCACUUAUGGUAACCAUGGUUUAUGCAAAGUGUGAUCAACUGGAAAGAAUCAGUUUAUGGGAUAGUCUGUAUAGUUUGGCUGAUCAAAUGGAAUUGCCUUGGUUGGUAGGUGGUAGUGACUGUAUUUUCAAGAGACUGGAUAGAAUGAUUGCAAACUCAAAACUACAAGAUUGGUUUACACAUAUGGAGGUGCAACAUUUAUCCAGAACUGGCUCAGACCAUGCUCCUUUACUACUUACUUGUGGUGAAUCUUCACAUCACAUGAGGAAGCCUUUCAGAUUUCUAAAAUUCUGGACAGAACAUGAGUCCUUUUUGGGGGUGGUUGAUCAGGCAUGGAUCACAGAUUUUGAAGGGGAUGAUUUUAUCAGAUUCAAGCUGAAAUUGAAAAAUGUGAAAUCUGCUUUAACUGCUUGGAGUAAGGCAACUUUUGGUGAUAUUUUCAAGCAACUAACAGUAAGGGAAGAGGUGGUGAGAAUUAAGGAGCAAUGUUUUGAAGAGGAUCCUACUCCUGUGAAUAGGAUGGUGCUACAGCAAGCACAAGCAGCAUUGAAAAAAUAUGUUCAUUAUGAGGAAGAAUUUUGGAGACAAAAGUCACAUAUGACUAGUUUUGCCGAGGGUGACAGAAAUAAAAGGUACUUUCAUAGUAUUGUGAAUGGUAGGAGAAAGAGAUUGCAGAUCAGAAGAAUUCAGAAUCAACAAGGUGUUUGGAUAGAAGGGGAGUCACUGUUGGCAGAAGAAGCUUGUAGAUUUUAUCAACAGCAGUUUUCUCAAGAGGUUGACCCUUUAGAUUUCCAAUUGCUACAACAUGUUCCUAGUAUGGUGGAUCAGGAUACUAAUGAUCAGCUGCUAAGCAUGCCAACUUUAGAGGAGGUGAAGAAGGCUGUAUUUGAAUUAUCUGCAGAUAGUGUUGGUGGCCCAGAUGGUAUGAUUGGAAGUUUUUAUCAGGUGUGUUGGGACAUUGUUAGUGUUGAUGUAUACAACCUGGUGAAAGCCUUUUUUGAUGGCCAAACUCUUCCUAAGUCAGUCAUACAUACACACCUUGUACUGAUACCAAAGAAGAACAACAUUGAGACUUUUGCUGAUAUGAGACCAAUCAGUCUCAGCAAUUUCAUCAAUAAGGUGAUUUCUAGAGUGGUUCAGGAUAAGCUGGAAGGAAUUCUACCUUCUCUGAUAUCUCCUAACCAGUCUGGAUUUGUUAAGGGCAGAUGUAUCAUUGAAAAUGUCCUACUAACUCAAGAAGUUGUGACUGACAUUAGACUAAGAGGAAAACCAGCUAAUGUGGUACUUAAGCUUGACAUGGCUAAAGCAUAUGAUAGAGUAUCAUGGAGUUAUUUGAUCAGAGUCUUAAGGAAGAUGGGAUUUGCAGAAAUUUUCAUAUACAUGGUUUGGAGGCUGAUAGCGAAUAACUGGUACUCUAUACUCCUUAAUGGUCAAGCACAUGGUUUCUUUCAUUCCACCAGGGGGGUUAAACAAAGAGAUCCUCUCUCUCCUGCCUUGUUCAUCUUAUCUGCUGAAGUUUUAUCUAGAGCAUUGAAUUCUUUAUUUGAGAAUAAUGAAUUUAGAAGUUAUGGAAUGCCCAAAUGGAGUGCAAAUCUGAAUCAUCUAGCAUAUGCAGAUGACACAAUAAUUUUUUCAUCUGCUAAUGCUAGAUCUUUGGAGUUAAUUAUGGAGGUACUACAAGCAUAUGAGCAGGUAUCAGGCCAACUUAUAAAUAAAGGCAAGAGAUCUUUUCAUGUACACAGUAAGGUGUCUAAUGGGCUGAUACAACAGGUGGAGACUAUUACUGGUUUUAAAAGAGGCACUUUUCCUUUUACAUAUUUGGGCUGUCCUGUCACACAUUCAAGGAAAAGGAAGGCUGAUUACAAUGAUCUGAUCAAGAAAGUCAAGAAUAGGCUACAGACUUGGAAAGGAAGAUUGCUAUCAUUUAGAGGAAAAGUUGUUCUGAUCAAUAAUGUAUUAAUGAGUAUGCCAAUACAUCUGUUGUCAGCCAUCAAACCUCCAAAAUGUGUUAUCAAUGAUAUGCACAAAAUCUUUUCAAGAUUCUUCUGGAAUAAAAGUGAGGAAGGCAGAAGAAGACACUGGUCAUCUUGGCUAAAUCUGUGUAAGCCAAAAGAAGAAGGAGGAGUAGGAUUUAGAUCUUUGUUUGAUGUGUCUAAAGCCUUAUGUGCAAAACUAUGGUGGAAAUUCAGGACAACAAAUACUCUAUGGGCAAAUUACAUGUGGAUCAAAUAUUGCAAAAGGCACAGUCCUCAGACUGUGCAGUGGAAGGGAGGUUCUCAAGUAUGGAAGGCUAUGAUAGAGGCUAGAGAUAAUAUAGAGCAAGAAAUAUGGUGGGAACCAAGGAGUGGAACUGCAAAUGUAUGGUUUGAAGACUGGACAAAACUAGGGGCUCUAUAUCACAUCAUACCAGAAGAUUUUGUAAUAGAUGAGGGUGUUCAAGAUGUAAAAGAACUAAUGAUGCAGGGUGGUUGGAAUUUAGGAAAAUUGCAGCAAUUGUUUCCUAUGGAUAUUGUGGAUCAUAUACUAGAAGAAUUGCACCUUCAUGAACCAAAAGAAGAGUGGGAUAUGCCAAGAUGGAUGAUGACAGCAUCAGGCAAAUUUACUGUAGGCACUGCAUGGGAUUUACUGAGGAGCAAAGCAGUCAAGUCAGAUGUCUAUAACAAUAUAUGGAUAUCAGGGGUACCUUUUAAGAUAUCAUUCUUUUUCUGGAGGUUGUGGAAGUACAAAAUACCAGUUGGAGAGGUAGUAAGAAGGAUUGGGAUAGAUACUGAGGCAACCUGCUAUUGUUGUGAUCACAGGCAAUAUGAAACUGUGGACCAUUUGUUUGUUACAGGAAAUAUUGCUACAAAAGUGUGGACUUAUGUUAAAACUGUUGCUGGCAUCACAACACAGUUUCAACAAGUCAGGCAACUCCUUCAAGUCUGGUGGAAUACAGAUUGUCCCUCAAAGUUCAGACCAAUCUUUAAAGCUAUUCCAAUGGUCACCAUGUGGCAGAUAUGGAAGUGGAGGAAUACAGUUCUACAUGGAGGGAGGAUGUCCAUCAACAAAGUGAUUUAUGAGAUAAACAUGAUCAUAUAUCAAAUGAGUAGAAUGAGGUUCCCAGGGCAGCAAAACUUACCAAGAUGCAUACCUCAAAUUCUACAAAUAUUUGAAGCAUACAGGCCAAGAAUUGUAAGCAGGAUAGUGAAAUGGGACUUUCCUAAGCCAGGAUGGUAUAAAUGUAAUUCUGAUGGAGCUUCUACGGAAAAUCCUAGACCAAGUUCUGUGGCCUUUUGUAUUAGAAAUACAGUAGGUGAUCUCCAGUAUGCAGCAGUAAGAAGGAUACCAGAUGGUUCCAAUUUGAUAACAGAAGCAAGGGCACUACUUGAGGGUCUUGAAUACUGUGUUACAACAUGGGAGACUCCAUGGAGCAUAUCAAUGAUCAUAAAUGAUAUCUCAAGGUUGAGGAGGGAUAAGGAAGUGAGGUGA
Messenger RNA from Lycium barbarum (goji berry), 4425 nucleotides. RefSeq lists its product as uncharacterized. Bases 1 to 4425 code for a protein of 1474 amino acids. The transcript is spliced from 9 exons. Gene Ontology annotation, molecular function: nucleic acid binding. NCBI's taxonomy places the organism in Eukaryota, Viridiplantae, Streptophyta, Magnoliopsida, Solanales, Solanaceae. The record is from RefSeq and is a predicted model, not a curated record.